Molecule: messenger RNA, 2892 nt
Organism: Olea europaea var. sylvestris
Lineage: Eukaryota; Viridiplantae; Streptophyta; Magnoliopsida; Lamiales; Oleaceae
Exons: 3
Coding region: 2113-2691 (192 amino acids)
Source: RefSeq, a predicted model, not a curated record
CAGAUUGCGGCUAAUUUUGUAUAUCAUAAACUUGCCAAACACAUUGAAGUAGAUUGUCAUUACAUCCGGGAUGUCUACGAUUCCAAGGUUGUUGCUCUUUUCCAUGUCUCUACUGCUCAAUAGACUAUAGAUAUCUUCAUCAAAUCCUUGACUCGCCAGCGUCGUAAUUUUCUCCUCGGCAAAUUGAUGCUUGUGGACUCACCAACAUCAAUUUGAAUGGGGUGGGGAUAUUAGAAGCGUGAUUGAUUGAUUAUUUUUACAAUUUUCCUUGUAUAGGCAUGAUUUAGAGCUUUCCUUCUAUAGCUCUCAGUUGUUAUUUUUGUUUCCUUGUAUAUUCAUAUAAACGUCUAUAAAUAAAAGACGAGAAAAGAAGAGAUUAUUCAGCAAAAUUGGCAUCGUAAACAUAUAUAGGUGCUCAACUUGUUUUUUGGUGAAAAUUGGCUAUUCAAGAGGUAGGUCGUGUAUGCCUGCAACCAUAGGCUUUUGCAGAUCGGCUGCAACCUGGAGAUCCAGAAGGUUGCCUUUGCAUGACGAGGCUUAUUACAGACCAUAGUUUGUUCUUCUCAUCAUUUCUUCCCCUAGUAUUUUUUAGUCCACCAAAUAAAUGCAUUUUUUAACCUAAUCUUAGGUGUGGAAGCAAUAAGGCCAGAACUUUUAUAUUCUAUUGAUAUUCUUGAACUAACUAAACAGCAAUGAAGGCUGAUACUGACUGGCUAAUCCAAAAUAAAGAAAUAAAUAAAUAUAUAUAUAAACUCCAUUAAAGAAAAAAAAAUGCCGAGAACCUAGAUGGCUCUAAUACCUUGACGAUUUUUGGCGAAAAGUUUGUAUUGGAUGAGAAAUGUUACAAAGUGUUAUAUAGGGGCAAACACGAGAUAUUCUAGGUCAUUUUACAGCUGUAUAAUCCACAAAAAGUGAAAUUUUGUCAACUCCAUCUGUAAUUCCAAUCAUGUAGAUUCUGUCAUUGCAGCAAUUACAACCAGAUUUUUCACAGACAACUUUUCAUGCAAUCUAUACUUCCCUGCUUCUCUAUUUCUGCAUUCGAACCCCAAAUUAUAAAUAUUAGACGAUGUUAUUUCGAAAGAUUGUGAUGUUGUAUGCAAUUGGUAUUUAGUUCAUGCACUUUUUUAUUAAACAUUUUUCUGUCAAUUUUGAUUCGGUUAUACUCUCUCUUGAAGUUGAAUCAAUUUAGUUUGAUAUAUCGGAAAUGUUGAUGUAAGAACUGCAAACUUCAAAUUAUUGUAAUAUUGCCUGUCUUGUUUUGGUUCCUAAAUUCAAUUAUGCAUAAUCUUUGUCACUCUAUGAUUGUUAUUGGCAGAUAAGUUCAUUAUCUAAGUAUAGAUGUUUGUGCAGGCAAAUUACUUGAUACUCUAUGCUUGUCUAAAAGAGUAAAAAAAUAAUUUUUUGAUCAAUAUAUUUCAUGGUUACUGCGCUCCAGUAUGACAUGUUUUUCUUGGUCAUAUUUCAAAAAUUCAGGUUAACAUUGAUAUGUUGUAUAGAAUUGAAUACUUCCAAAGAUAUGGGUACGCUAACUUUACCAUGCAGACAUCGACUUGUCAUAGUUUCUUUGGAAGUAUACUUGUUUUCUAAAAUUUCAUAAUCCACUUGUAGUACUUGCCUCCUAGUUUCGUUCGAAAAGUGCGAAACGUGAUUGGUCAACCAAGCUAUCUGGAGGACUCAGCCGGACAACAGUGGCCAAUAACGAUAUCCAUUCUUAAUGGCUAUGUGGCCAUCCAGGAGGGAUGGCACAAAUUUGCCCAAGAUCAUCUUCUGGAAGUUGGAGACUUUUUGACAUUCUUCUACAUCAAGGGUAGUCACUUUGUUGUCCAAAUAUAUGGAAAAAGUGGGUUUGAAAAAUUGAAAUUUAAACGUCGAAGGGGCAGACCUAGGAAAAGGUCUAGUGAAGAAGAAGAAAUAGUGGUCCUGGAUGAACCAAUUUGGCCACUUAAUAUACAUUCGGGGGGGAAAACCGGAUCAAGCACUCCAGUUGCAUCUGAAUCUGAAUUUCAGCAUGGUCAAAGUACUCCAAAAGCACCUACUGCUUCAAAUUCUUGUAGUGACUUUGGAAAGAGGCAAAGUUUCCCCACAACUAUAAGCAAAGAUGAAUCAGUUCUCAUGUUAACCACAAAUGCUAGAUAUAAUCAAGGAGAAGACAGAACCUAUUUACAUGACUUAUCAAGCUUUGAAAUGGGGAGAAAUGAAUUCAAUCCUGAUAAAGCUAAGCAAUCUUCUCUAGGUGGAGAGAUAAUUCCUGAUCAUUCCCAAAUAAGAAAGCAGAUUGAAUCAACAGAUAAUGACAUUCAAAUGGCCAAGAACAGGGAAUAUCAGAUUAAUGGCCAUUAUAAUGAUGUUCUUUUUGGUGCUUUUCCAACAAAGUCUGCUGAAAAUAGUAAAAUGAGUAAGGGCAUGCCAAAUGUCCCCUCUGUUUAUCCCAUUGCUGAGAGAAACAAUGCAGUUCUAGAUAAUGAUACUCUGUCUUUAGGUAGUAAUAAGAGUACUGGAAGCAAUUAUACUGCAAUUCCCAAGUAUUCUGGCUGUUCAGUCUCUAUUCCAACGGUCAAGUUUUCAUCUGGUGGGGAAACGGUGGUUGCUAAGAAAGAGCGAGUCGAGAUGGGAAACGUAGCUUUUGGUCUUCAUCAAAGACCAACAGGUGGGUAUUGUGUUUGCUCUUUGAUCAUCAUUAAUUUGAUCUGAGUAAGAAAGAAAAAUCAAAUUGAGUUCAUGGAUUUCCCUAGGUCAGUUUAUGGGCCAGGACCUAACCAUUAUAGCACGAAGUGAUGGGAAUGAUGAUACUUGUGCAUGCAAAAGAUAGUGAAAAUUACUUUACGAGAUAUGAAAGAUAUUGACAGCAUUAAGAAAUCUACUCUAGGCGGAGAAAUGGUCCCUGACUGCGAC